Molecule: messenger RNA, 4966 nt
Organism: Paramecium sonneborni
Lineage: Eukaryota; Ciliophora; Oligohymenophorea; Peniculida; Parameciidae
Source: the annotation of a GenBank genome assembly
AUCAAAAUGAACAGAUGGGGGUUCUCAUCUAACCAUUAAUAAAUUAAUGAUGAAUUUGAUUCAUAUGGAGGAUUAAUAAAAAUUAAUUAUUAAAAAAAUAUGCAAGACGAUUAAGACUAACCUUUAAAAAACUAUAAAUCUCCCCAUGAUAAUAAUCGUGCAUAAAAAUAAAACAAAAGAGGAAAAAAAUAAAAUCAGCAACAUUAAUAUUAAAAUAAUGAAAUAUGGGAACCAAAAUACAUACCAAGUGUAUAAUCCAAUAAUGGACAUUCUAAUUUAUAUGAAGAAAAAAUUUCUUAACAAUUAUAUCAAUAAAAAUAUUAUCAGCAGCCUCAAGAUUUUUCACCUCAUGGAUCACAGAUUUCAGAAAGUAGCUCUUAUUCAAAUGAUUUUUUAAAAUAAUCAAAUAAUUAAUCAUCAAGCAAUUCAUAAUAAUAAUUCUAUAAUUAAUAAUAAUAUUAAUAUUAGUAUUAAUAAUAAUAAUAAUAAUAAUAAUAAUAAUAAUAUUAAUAAUAAUAAUAAUAAUAAUAAUACUAAUAAUAAUAAUACUAAUAAUAAUAAUAAUACUAAUAAUAAUAAUAAUACUAAUAAUAAUAAUACUAAUAAUAGUAAUAUCCUACUCCAUCUUAAGAUAAUUAGUUCUAUUAAAAAUAAAAUCCAUUUCCCAACUAAAUAUAAAUAAAAUAAUAAUAUUAAAUAAAUUAGUAAGAUCAAUAAUAAUUUUAAGUAUCAAAUAAUUAAGAUUCUUAAUAAAUAAUUAAUUAAAAAUAAAAUGACUAAUCUGACUUUGUUGAUCUCUAAAUGCCAUAAAAAAAUAAUUAAAAUAAAAAUAUAUAAUAAAUGUAACAAACUCUUUAAAUUCCAAAAGCGAUCAUCACUCAAAUAAAAAAGGAGGAAUAAGACAAUAAUAAUAAUAUUUAUUAUUAGUAUCACAAACUUAUUGAUUAGUUUUUUUCAUAUGCAGAUAUUGAAAUAAAAAUUUCAAAUAUUAGUUAAGUUGUUUAACCUAGCCUAAAUGAAAUUUAUGGGCAAUUACCAGAUUUAAAAUUAAAAAUAGAACAAUAACAGGUUGAUUUAGAGGAAUAUUAUUAAUAACAACGGAUAUAUUAAAUAAAAGAAUAAAAGGCCAACAAUAUUUCAUAAUUAGAUAAAAUGACAAUUUUACAUUGUUAUUUAAUGAAAUAGUUUUACAUUUAGGCUGAAUAAAUAAAAGUAAAAAUAAUGAUUAAUUACCAAAAAUUUUAAUAUAAAAUAGCACCAUAAUUUUCAAACUAAGUGAAUGAUGGAUCUGCAAAUACUAUAUAUAAAAUGUUUAAAUAAAGAUUUGAUAGUUCUUUUAUUUUGUAAAUGCAAUUUAAGUCUGAAUUUGAAGCUAAAUCAAUAGCAAAAAUAUUGAAUGGAAUAAGAAUUAAAUAAUCUCUAUGUAAAGAAAUUGAAUUCAAGGAUCCAAUCAUAAUUUUAGCAUCUGAAUUGAAUCUUAAUGAACUUCAAGAGUGUUAAACCCUAUAUGAAUAAGGAGUUUUAAUUUAAAAACAGAACAAUUUAAUCUUUGUUAUAGCAUAAUUUAACUUAAAUAUUAACAUUUCUGAUUAAUAGUUAAAGUUUGAAAAUUUUGUUUAAAAUACUCAAAUUAUUAAGCAGAUCAAAGAAACUUUUGAUAUUGAUUAUUCAAUAUCAAAAGACAUUAAUGAGAUUGAUACAUGUAUACAGAAGCUUUAGUUAGAAGAAGAACUGAUUGAAAUUACUGUUACAGCUCCAUAAUUUAAUGCUCAAAAUAAAGGAAAAUAUUUCGUAUAAGCUGAAUUAUAAUUUUGGAUUGAAAGUUUUGAAUCAGAAAAUAGAAUUAUGUAAAGAUUAAAAGAAGUUAAACAAAAAUUAUAUGAUAUCUAUCAUCCAAAAUUGUUUAUAAAAAUAUCAGAAGAAAAAAAAAUUAAAUUAUGGAAUAAAUUUUUAAGCUCAUAAUUUGAAAAUUAAAAUAAUUCGAAAGAAUGCAUAACAAAAUAAAUUAAGAAUGAAUUGAUCAUCGAGCUUAAUGGAGAUUAUUAGAAUAUUUAAGAAAAAUAUGAAAAAAUAAAUGAAUCAUUAGAAAAAUUUUCAUGUGAAAUUGUCAAAUGCUAAUGUGAUAAAUAGGUUAUAUAAGUAUUAAAAAGUAAGGAAGCAAAAUAAUUAGAAAAGUUGUUUAAAAAAAAUUUUACUGAAAUUACUUUAGAAUUUGGAAAUUGUUUAAUUAUAAUGGUGAAUGUUUCUGAAAAAUAAUCAAAUGUUGAAGUUGAUGUUUAUUUUAACUUUUAAGAUUUUUCGUUAAAAAAAAUUAGUGAAAAAUUAGAAGAAUAUUUUGAAAACUUGGAAUUUUCGGAAUUAAAGAGUGACUUUAAAGAAUUUUUAAGUCAUUAUGGUUUAAAAGAGAUUUCAUUUUAAGAUUAGUAUCAAGUUGCUGUAGCAGCAUUUGAUUAAAAAAAGGGAGUCUAGAUUGUAGGCUAAUAAAAACAGAUAGAAGAAAUAAAUAAUAUGUAAAAAUAGUUUGAUCAAUCAAAAUAAGAAAAUUUAACUUCGACUAUUAUUGAUUGUGAUAACAUCUUGAUUUUUAAUAAGAUAAAAUCUUUGUAAUCUAAAUUAAAAGUUAGUAAUGAUGAUAAUUUAGUCAUUAGUUUUCCUUAAGAAAAUAAGAUAAUGAUUUAAGCAUCAAAGAAAUAAAUAGAAAAGGAAAAAGAUUAGAUGAUUAAGAAAAUUAAUGAAUUGAAAAAAGAAAUUUAAACUAAAACAUGUUAAUUUUCAGAUAAAGAAAUAAAGUUUAUUGAAAAAAACUUUAAGCCUCUUAUCGAAAACCUACAAAAAAACAAUGAAAUCAUUAUAUCUACAUCGAGUUCAGCUCAGAUUUAAAGUUAAUCACAAAAAUCAGUUGCAUGUACUCUAGAAUAUUAAGACAAGAAGUUACAAAUAAUUUAUGCCGACAUUUCAACAAUUUAAUGUGAUGCAAUAGUAAAUUCAUGUAAUAACAAAAUGUCUUUUGGUGAUCCCUUAUAACUGAGUGGUGUUGCGUAAAGCAUUUUUUAAAUGGGUGGUGCCUCAUAUCAAUCAUUUUGUUAAGAUUACAUAAGACAAUUUUAUGAAUUGAAUGUGGGGACUGUAGCUAAAUAUAAAAUGCCUUUAGGAAGAUAGAUUAAAUAUAUAUUAAAUGUAGCAACUCCAAUAUAUACUUGUGGGAAUUAAGCAGAUGAUGAUCUUAGGAAAAUAAAAGAUAAUAUUGAGGCAAUAUUCAAGGAAAUCAAGAAUAUAGAUGAAGAUUUAUAAACUUUGGCUAUUCCAAUUUUUGGAGGAGGAGCAUGUGGAUAUAGUUUUGAAUAAUCUGCAUAAGUUGUAUUAAAUACUACAAUAAAUUUAUUAUAUUCUGAAAAAAACUCAAUUAAAACAAUUUAUAUUGCAGAAUUGAGUGAUGUAAGAAUUGAAUAAUUGACUAAAAUUCUCAAAAAGUUAUUAGAACCCCCUAUUAAGGAAAGAGAAAUCAAAUAUUAGUGGUAAUGGUAAGACUCAAAUACUUAUAAAGAUUAUGAUGACGAAAAUAUUAAUUAAUAAAUUGACGAAGCUUAUGAAUAAUUCGAAUUAACAGGUCAAGAAUAAAAAGUUCUUUUAAAAUUCCCAUUCUCUAAAUAACCUGGUACUCAUCAGAUUGAUUUAAUUAAAUAAACAGUCACUGACAUUUCUUUAAAUACUUAGAUAAGUUUAAUUUCUAAAAUGGUUUCUAAUACAAGAAAGUUUUACUUCAAUUAAGAAGAAGUUGAUGAUUAAUUAAAUGAAUAUUUGAUGCUUUAAGAAAUGGGUUAAAUUAAUAAGUUUACAAUUUUUUACAAAAAACAUUUUGUAGUAUUUAAAAAAGGAGAAAUGUAUUAAAUGAAUUAAGAGACUCAAUAUAAGAGAAACAUUAAACCUACAUAUUACUAAAAAUCUAAUAAAUAAUCAUAAAAGAAAACCAAUAGGUUAGUUGGUAAGAAAUAUAAUUUCUAAGAAACUAUUAAUCAAAUUUCUAAAUUAAUUUUUAAAAAAAAUAAUAACAAUCUUUUCACAAUUUCUUCAUUUGAUGGAAGUUGUAAUGAAAAAAUUUUUUUAAAUAUUCAAAAAGAAUUAACAAAAUCUAUUAUUCCUUAUAAAUUUGAUGUCCCUAAUCUACCAGAAGAAGAACUUGAGAAAUUUUAAGAAUUUGUUUAAUAGAUCUCCUUGUCUAUAAAUGGAAAAUUUCUCUCUGGGUAACAAAUAAUUGCUCAAAUAUUUGAAAAAAAAAAACCAAAAAUUUCUUAAUAUAUUGAUUCUAUAAAAAAAUAAAUAAAAUAAUAUCCAAAAGAUUGGAAACCUUAAAAUUAAAAUUUUCUUAAAGUUCAACUUCAACCUGGAUCUGCAGAAUAUCAAAAAAUAUCAGAUUUAUUUAGAAAAACUGAAAAUGGAACUAUUUAUGAGAUUUACAGAAUUUAAAAUAAAUCUUUAUGGGAUAAUUACAUAAUAGAAAAAAAUAAAUUAAUUGACAUACAUAAUUAGUAAAAUAUAAUUUUGCAACCUUUGGAAACUGAGAGGUAUUUAUGGCAUGGUGUAAGAUCUUAGCAUCCUUAAGUUGUCUAUUCAGGUUUGAAGGAAGCAUUUGAUUAAACUUUUAGCAAUGUAAAUAUUAAUUUUAGAAUAAUAUUAGAUUGGAAUGUGGGGAGCUGGUAUCUAUUUUGCCGAAAACGCUAGCUAUUCUAGAAAUUAUUCUUAUUAAUUAUAACUUAAAGAUGAUCCUAAAAAUAUUGGUAAGCUUGUAUUUUUAUGUUGUUUAAUAACAACUGGAAAAGUUGAAGUAAAGCCAGCAGAUAAUUCUAUUAAAAGACCAUCCCAAGGAUAUGAUUGUGUUUCAGGUUUCACUCAUGGUAGUAAUGUUUUUAUUCUUUAUUCAAUGGACAUAAGAAGAGCAUACCCAGCAUAUGAAAUCGUUUAUUAAUGA